Molecule: messenger RNA, 957 nt
Organism: Babesia sp. Xinjiang
Lineage: Eukaryota; Apicomplexa; Aconoidasida; Piroplasmida; Babesiidae
Product: Protein farnesyltransferase/geranylgeranyltransferase type-1 subunit alpha
Exons: 7
Coding region: 1-957 (318 amino acids)
Biological process (GO): protein geranylgeranylation; protein farnesylation
Cellular component (GO): CAAX-protein geranylgeranyltransferase complex; cytoplasm; protein farnesyltransferase complex
Molecular function (GO): protein farnesyltransferase activity; CAAX-protein geranylgeranyltransferase activity
Source: RefSeq, a predicted model, not a curated record
AUGCCCGCGCAAAUUCGUGACAACGAAGGGGUCGUUCAUACCGUCCGCUCGCCAGAGCUCGGUUAUCCCUGCGGCAAGUUUAUCGCAGAUUAUGAGCUUCUAGAUGAUUCUAAAUGCUGGGAAGACAUCGAAACUGAAAUAGGUGUGAGUGAUUCCAGCAGCGACGGCCUCUUUAAGAUACGCUCGGACCAUACAGAUGACGUGAUCUCGUGUUACCUAGCACACUUUAUAUCAACCGGAGAGUACAGUUCUAGAGGGAUAUAUAUAGCAUCGCUCGCCAUCAAGCAUAAUCCAGCAAACUACUCAGCAUGGGCAUAUCGCAUGGACUGUUCCGAACGCCUACACCUGUCUCUAGAAGAUGAACUUGAUUUCGCUCGUAAAAUCGCAUUCGAAGCCCCGAAGUCAUACCAGGCAUGGCAAUAUAGACGACGGUUGUGUCAGCUACACAACAACCCGUACAACGAGAUUGAUUAUGUCAAGUUGGAGAUUGCGAAUUCGCCCAAGAACCAUUGUGCGUGGGCAUAUCUGUCGUGGCUAGCGCAACAAUUUGAUAUGACAGAGGAAAAUGUGCACAAGGAACUAGAAUUUCUAGCAUUUUUGUUAGAUAGCGACAUAUAUAAUAACACGGCUUGGGUCUACAAAAGUUUUGUGCUGAACCACUUUGGGCACAUGUUCGAUGAAGCCUUUUUCAUCAAAAGUCAUGUAGAUGACCUCAAGAAGAUGCUUAGCACCCCUUGGAAUGAGAGCCUAUCGCAAUAUUUGGUUAAUGCCAUCUCUAUGCUCUCUAAUAUACACACUGGAUGCCUGAAGUUGGAUAGCUGCGGAGAUGCCUGUACUGGCGACAUUGACGAUUGUGUAAUCAAGGCCAUUGAUUCAUGUGGUCAAGUGACGACGCCAAUAAUGAUGCUUAAGAGGUCCAUUGUGUCUGAUGAUGUGGAGAUAUUACAGGUCAGUUGA